AUGGCUCCAACGACACCACCCAGUUCUAGUGCCAGGAAGAGACGCGUAGCGAGCCCUGCAAGUGGAACAAAGACUCCCACCCUUCCACGGGAACCUGCAAUACCGGAGACUACCCCCGAAGGCGCGCAAGAUGGUCACCAACCUGAUACGAGUGUGCGAUCAGACGAAGUUGACAUCCACCUCCUCCAGAAUCACGGCCUACUUGGCCUGCCUUGCGAGAUUAUUGAGAUGGUAGCCUCAAACCUCCUUGCCACUACGCAUAUCCUCAACCUCGGACUCGUCAGCAAACGGAUUAGUGGGAUCGUUCAGCAAACCAUCGUGCGUGGCUUGAUCGUAUCUAGCAUGAACAUUAGAGAAUUCUUCGAAAUGCUCAUUGGUCACGCUGAGCUCAGCAACAAAAUAUCUAGUGUUAAUCUCGGAGAUUUUGGAUACAGGCACCAUGGAGAACGUUUCUACGCAGAUCCGAUGGGUCUCCGCCCGAAUUUCCUAGAAAGUCUUGGCACCGCCAUCACUGCGACUACCGGGCGAGUCGUUGACUGGAGCCUGGUUAGAGAAGACAACAUAUCUGUCGGUCCUGUAUGGGAGCCAGAUUCAGCCUUCUUUCUCAACGUUCUCGCAAUAUCUUGUCCAAGCAUCAAAUCGGUGACUGUUCAGCUACCCGAAGCUAGGGUAUUUCACUCAGGCCAACCUCCACGUCCGAUACACCUGGCUCCAUCAGCUUUCCCUGCGCUGAACCCAGAGUUACUGCCUGCUGCACCAUUCCAAGGUCCAGCAUUAGACGUGUUCCAGGCGAGGCUCGAAGCUCUCAUAAUCUCGGAGAAUACCAGAUGGAAAGGCCCUCCCACGGUUGAGGUCCUUGAGUCACACAACCUCAAAUGGAGGAACAUGGGAACACACAUUAUUACGUUGGCAGGUUUCUCAAGACUGAAGCGACUUGAUGUACCCAUGGAUAUCUUAGGACGUCCGCAUGACAUUGUGUUCUCCAAUACCAGUAGUCUGGAUGUGACAAAGCACGAUGGCACAGCAAUUAUGGAUCGUGCGCUUCUAAUGGACAAGACGCUGGCGGAGCUACGUUCCAAGGUCUUACCGCUUACUAUACAAUAUCUUCACCUGCGAUCAUGCAACAAAUGGAUGUUUGCCCUCUUGCAAAGAAUCAACGAAGUCCCUGUGGAAGAAUUGAGGCUCAGGCACGUCGAGCUGUCUUUCGAGCCAUCGCCUAACAACCUUUUGAUACAGUGCGAUGCUGCAGAUCUGAGCCAACUGGACUACUCUCAGUUACUCGUAGAUCUUGACCGUAAAGGGGUCAAUGUCACUUUCCAUACCGGACCGCAAGGAACUCUCGUCGACAUGCGCAAAGAGAUCGAGGCGCUUUCCCGUUUGACGACUAUAGAGGCCUGGCACUACUCGACCACGCACGCGCCAUUCUCCAAGUGGAACCCAGAAGCUAUCAGGAAGCGUCAGUCGCUGAAGAUGGGCUUUAGAUAUUUCUUACGGCACGCUGACCACCACUCGCAACUACUCAAUAGUCCCACUUUCAACCUAGAGUCGUGGACACAGAGCGCCUUCUUCCACGGCACCAGGAACAGCAGAUGGGACCCGCAGCUUCUGGAUUCAAGAAUGAAGAAGAAAACUGUCGGAUCUGGUGGAUGGAAUGAGAGGGCUCUUGGGAAGCACGCACUCAAGCGACGACUUUCACCGUUAUUGAAUUUGGAUACCCAUCAGUUUGGUUUCCGGAUCAAGCAGACGCUUGCACCGCUACCUAGAGAAAGCCGAUUCUUUGGUGCUAGUUUCACUACCAUAGAUGGCACGCGCGCGCAGCCUUCAGAUCAGCAUCGAAACACAGCGAAGAAACUUCGUACGUACGAAGAGAAGCCGAAGCGAUCGAAGCGUGCUGAGUGUGUUGAAAUUGAGUCGCACACAACAACCGAGGUUCACAAUCUACAAGACGACAUAAACAGGCUACGGCUAGGAUCUGGCAACAUCAUUAGCAUAGAUUCCCAGUUCAGGGCAACACUGUGGGCCGGUGUCAAAUGGAAGAUGUUCCUGGAGGCGGAACCGGUCAUACGAGGUACGAUAGUUCUGGAAUAG
Messenger RNA from Alternaria arborescens, 2088 nucleotides. RefSeq lists its product as hypothetical. NCBI's taxonomy places the organism in Eukaryota, Fungi, Ascomycota, Dothideomycetes, Pleosporales, Pleosporaceae. The record is from RefSeq and is a predicted model, not a curated record. The coding region runs from base 1 to 2088 and encodes 695 amino acids. The transcript is spliced from 2 exons.